AUGGUUCUAGAGACUCUCGAUAGUUCCCGGGAGGGUUCAAAGAGAAAACACGCCAACGGUGGUGAUGCGGCGGUUCCUUGUUCCGACGACGAUGAGCUCAGCAACGGAGACUUAAAUACUGCAUCUGGUUUAUCAUCCAAAAGAGCUAGGGCUUCGAAAGAAAUGACGUUUGAAGAUAUCUACGGUGCGGAGGCAUUGCUGAAUGGAGAAGAUGAAGAGGAUGAUAGUGAUUGGGAACCUGUGCAGACCCCUGUUGAGUUUGUGAAAUGGUGUUGCGUUAACUGCACGAUGGCGAAUCCUGGUGAUAUGGUCCAUUGUUAUAUAUGUGGUGAGCACAAGGAAUCUGGCAUCUUGAGGCAUGGAUAUUUUGCAUCUCCGUUUUUCAAAGACUCUGGUCUCAUUGAAGUCGAAGAGAAAUGUGGAGGAAGCUCUGCAACCAGCUCAACAGCUGUUGGAUUUGAUGAGAGAAUGUUGCUACACUCAGAAUUCGAAGUGAAGGCACAGCCACAUCCUGAGAGACCUGAUCGUCUUCGAGCUAUAGCCGCCAGCCUUGCCACAGCUGGCGUGUUUCCUGGAAGAUGCUUGCCUAUUCAUGCUAGGGAAAUCACGAAACAAGAACUCCAGAUGGUCCACACUUCAGAGCAUAUUGACGCUGUUGACAUUACAAGCCAGCUUCUCUAUAGUUACUUCACCUCUGACACAUAUGCUAAUGAGUAUUCAGCACGUGCUGCUAGACUUGCAGCAGGUUUGUGCGCUGAUCUAGCUACAGAAAUUUUCUCUGGCCGUGUCAAAAAUGGUUUUGCUUUGGUUAGACCUCCCGGUCAUCAUGCUGGCAUCAAACAUGCUAUGGGGUUUUGCCUUCACAAUAAUGCAGCUGUUGCUGCAUUAGUAGCACAAGCAGCAGGAGCAAAAAAAGUGCUGAUUGUGGACUGGGACGUCCAUCAUGGAAAUGGAACCCAAGAGAUAUUCGAACAAAGCAAAUCUGUAUUGUACAUAUCCUUACACAGACAUGAGGGAGGAAACUUCUAUCCUGGUACUGGAGCUGCUGAUGAGGUUGGUUCAAAUGGUGCUGAAGGUUACUGUGUAAAUGUUCCAUGGAGCUGUGGCGGAGUUGGUGAUAAAGACUAUAUCUAUGCCUUUCAGCAUGUAGUUCUUCCCAUAGCUUCCGCAUUUUCUCCUGAUUUUGUCAUCGUGUCAGCGGGAUUUGAUGCGGCUAGAGGAGACCCACUAGGCUGCUGUGAUGUAACUCCAGCUGGUUAUUCACGAAUGACACAGAUGUUAGGUGAUCUAUGCGGCGGAAAAAUGCUAGUUAUUCUGGAGGGCGGGUACAAUCUGCGCUCCAUAUCUUCUUCUGCUACAGCAGUGAUCAAGGUGCUUCUGGGUGAAAGUCCGGAGAACGACUUGCCUAUCGCUACCACGCCUUCAAGAGCCGGUCUGCAAACUGUUCUUGAUGUAAUGAAUAUUCAAAUGAAGUUCUGGCCAUCACUUGCCACUGCCUACUCCAAGUUACUCUCAGAAUGGGAAACACGUCUCAUCGAAAACAAUAAAAAUCAGGUGAAAAAAGAGAAUCAGGUGAAAAGGAAGAAGCUUGUUCGGGUUCCCAAAUGGUGGAAAUAUGGACGAAAGAAGCAUUUGUACAAGUUCUUCUCUGCUCGUACGAAAUCAAGAUCAAAAAGAUGCUAG
Messenger RNA from Microthlaspi erraticum, 1683 nucleotides. The record is from the annotation of a GenBank genome assembly. NCBI's taxonomy places the organism in Eukaryota, Viridiplantae, Streptophyta, Magnoliopsida, Brassicales, Brassicaceae.